This is a messenger RNA of Punctularia strigosozonata HHB-11173 SS5, 3712 nucleotides long. Its product is annotated as acid protease. Gene Ontology annotation, molecular function: aspartic-type endopeptidase activity. Gene Ontology annotation, biological process: proteolysis. The transcript has 15 exons. The record is from RefSeq and is a predicted model, not a curated record. Lineage: Eukaryota; Fungi; Basidiomycota; Agaricomycetes; Corticiales; Punctulariaceae. The coding region runs from base 26 to 3631 and encodes 1201 amino acids.
UAUUUCCUGCCUUUUCCUUCUCGUGAUGAGUCAAGUCCCCAUUGCUGUGUCUUCGACGACGUUUCCGCUGUCUACCCGAGCCUUGUCUAUCGGACGGUUGAAGACGCAGUGGAUGCAACGUCAAGCUGCUCGUGCUACGCAAAGAAUACGCGCGUUAAAUUGGCACCAAGACUUGAAAAGCGGUUUGCGUCGUGAGGAAGAGGGCGUGUACCCCUCCCAUGCCGAGCCGAAACCCAUUCAGCGCACCUCUCGCUCGUCCGUGAAUUUGACAGACUUCUGGUCGGGCUGGCAGUUGAUCGGAGCAGAUUUUGGAUAUUAUUUGACAGUCCAAGUCGGGAGCCCUCCGCAACCAAUGAUCGUCCAGGCUGACACGGGCAGCUCCGACCUUUGGCUAGCCAGUACCGGAAGCGUUGGCGUACCGAACACCUUCAACAAAAGUUCAUCGUCCACGUUUUUGGACUUGGACCGAACGGUUGGCAUAUCCUAUGAUGACGGGAGCAACACUGUUGCCGAAGUUGGUACGGACCGGGUCAGUCUGGCCGGUUUUACCGUCGACGACACAACGGUCGAAACAGCCACCAUAACUCCAUCGUCAGGCUUAGCAUAUGAAGCGCUAUCGGGGAUUAUAGGACUUGCAUGGAGCGCCAUAUCAUUCUCUCAAACCCCAACUUUCAUGGAACAACUAGCGUACUCCGGCAUUCUUUCCGAGCCGUUGUUCAGUUUCUAUCUUGGGCGGGGCUACGAUAGUCUCGGUGAUCAAGUGACAACCGAAAGCAAUGGGACUGUGACCUCUGGUUCUUUCACCGUUGGUGGCGUGGAUGACACAACUUUCACCGGUAACAUUUCCUAUUUCCCUAUCAUUUCACAAACAUGGUGGCAGGUAGCCGCCGAUGGUCUAUAUGUGAAUUCCCACCUAGUACAUGGGACCGCAGGUUUGCAGGCCAUGAUGGACACGGGUACGGAAUUCGUGACUUUGCCCAACGCGAUGAUCAAAGCGCUCGCCAAAGCGGUGGGAGGCAAGGCAGUCAAGGAAGACGGCAUUGGCUACAAUCUCUACGUUGACUGUUCCUCGACUCUCCCCGGGAUCGCGCUCCGCAUCAACGGCAGUGAUUUCGAUUUCUCCAUGGAGGACCUUGUUUGGGAUGUCUUCCCUGUAAACACCACUGGUCUAGCAAAACACACAGGCGUCGAGAAAGGACGUCUCGCGUGCUUGCUACCUUUCAUGACCGUGGAAGGCCCUGCACUUGACGGCCCGCCACUGACGGCUAUAUUCGGAGAUACGUUUCUCAAGUCAUGGACGUCUGUGUAUGAUAUCGGGAAUCUGCGGGUGGGACUUGCCCCUGCUUCGCCCCCUCCACGUUACAAUACGGUGGCCGAUGUCGUCAACUUCAAGUUGUAUCAAGCCGGACUCAUCAGCAACUUCACCCCUGGGGCUUCAUCUCCAAUCUCUUUCACGCAAGCUACUAAUUCUGCCAAUCAGAUCAGAGGAAAUAUGGUUCUCAUAGGGACUCUGUUGCUCUGCUACACUACUGCGUCACCAACCGUGAAAGUGGUCUCGGAAUUUAAUUGCAUCGCCAAAGUGAUACAUGCUGGCAGUGUGAGUGCCUUUCUGGCUGUGAGGCUGCGGUAUCACACAAGAAUAACAAUGAGCCAUGCGGGCCGCGGUACUGAUACUGCGGACAGGCAUAUGACUUCGUGUCCGAUGCAAAAUAUUGACUUGCUUCGGUGCACGAUGGGGACUUCACGAGAUGACGGUGCAGGCUUGAUGUUGCCGGCCAACGACUCUCGUCGCCACCUUGAAUGCAGCAAGACCUGGCGAGCUCAUGGCGUUCGGGUUUUUGUUACUGCCGCUCUCACCUUCGCUUGGUUCUUUCAUGGCUACAACCCCUGUCUUCAUCUCUUCCAAGAGUUCUCAGUAUCAAACAGAGCGCUUUCAGCUACUACGGCUUUAGUGGACUGGAAAUCCUGUGGAAGCGGACCUGAGGAUUUCCCCGGGUUCCAAUGCGCCGACGUCACCGUGCCGCUUGAUUAUGGCAACGAGUCGGACUCGCGUACCGUCUCAAUCGCGGUCACUCGUUAUCUCGCGAUAGACCGUAAGAAUAGGCAAGGAGCUAUAUUCCUCAAUCCCGGUGGCCCAGGAGGUUCGGGUACUGGCUUCACGUUCACCCGUGGCCCCAUAUUGUCACGCAUAUUUGAGGGCAAGUUCGAUCUCGUUGGUUUCGAUCCACGCGGAGUCAACAAGACGCUCCCCUACGUGUCGUGCUUCGAAUCAAAAUUGGACCAAGCUUUAUUCUCGGCGCAACACAACGAGUUCUCGCUUGAAUUGCCUACGAAUGUCACGGAUGCAAACAAAGAGCGUGUUCAGGAUCAUAUCCAGACACAGCUUGGUGGAAUCUUGGCCGCAUACCGGAGCCUUGCUCCAAAAUGCGUGGAGAGGACCGGAGAAGAGAUAUCCUUCGUUGGUACUGAUUAUGUCGUUCGCGAUAUCGACUACUUGGCGAACCUCAUAGAAGGAGAGGAUAAGCCGAUCAAUUACUGGGGCUUCUCGUACGGAACGGUGAUCGGUCAAUAUCUGAUCAAACUCCUCCCUCCAGCCCGCAUUGGGCGUAUUAUCAUUGACGGGGUUGUAAACGCGGAUAUUUGGAAUGAUUAUCCUCACAACGUUCUUGACCAAGGUCUCCAGGACAUCGACAAGAUUGUAGACGGUUUCGCAACUACUUGCUCGGCGUCGAAGAACACCACUCAAUGCGCACUUGCUGAACUCAGUCCAAAGGAGAUCGUUCAUCGUAUAGAUGGACUGAUAGACUCUCUAUACGCUGAACCGCAAGCGGUCUAUAACCUAUCGGUCCCAUCCGUUGCGACUGCUUCCAGUGUCCGUCGGUUGAUGUUCACGAACAUGUAUCGCAUACAGUCUUGGCCCGGUCUUGCUGAGCAGCUCUAUGACGCAUUCUUCCACGCCGACCUCACGAAGCUUGUCAAUGCGACCCUGACUCGUAUUGAAGGGAAGAGCGCCCAAGAACCUGAUACCAGCGCAUACUCCGGCAGUUACGUCUUGUGUGCGGAUGCAAAAGCGUACGACGAGUCUCGUCCCCAGCCAACUAUUCCCGAAAUGGCCUCCAUGAUCCUGGAUUCGUCAGCUAAAUAUACGAUGCGUUUCGCCGAAGGCCAUCUCGGUUUCAUGACCUGCGCGUCCCUCUUCCCGGAGAAGCCCCCUCCACGCGCGACGCUCCGCCACGCCGGCUCGUUUUCCUUGCCGAACGACACGCUAAACACCCCCAUGCUUGUUCUCUCAAACACCUACGAUCCGGUCACUCCACUCGUACACGCGCAGAUGGCCAUCGAUCGCGUUGGCAACAACGCGCGACUGAUCCAACAGAAGGACGGUUAUGGCCACUGCUCCAUCAGCGCCGCGUCUGCGUGUACGGCACGCAGGGUCCGGGAUUACAUGCUACACGGGAAGGUCCAAGAGGAGAAACAUCUGCUUUGUGAUGUCGAUGAGAUGCCCUUCCAGAAAGUCGAUAGUGCCGGUUCGGUCGGUGCUACCUUGUCCGACGACGAUGCAGACCUCUGGAGUGCGUGGAAGGAGUUGGCACAGAUGGGUAUCGAGCACAACAUUGGCUACAAUAUCUAAGAUUGGAUCGAGACGUUACAAAGGUAUAUCCAUGUAUCUAACAAAACUGCACCAGGUUUGAAUAUGUACGAAUCAUCGUUC